UAUGUGGAUCAACAGAAGGUUUCUGGAGUAGAAGGAGGGAGUGUCACUGUCCGUUGCUACUAUAGUAAUUCUGGAGAUAUGAAGUGGUGCAGGAUGGGUGGUGAUUGUGUGAGUGGGAAUUCUGGGACUUUAAAUGGAACAUCAGUGGCAUUAAUCUGGACUAGUGAUGCCAACAACAGAAAAGCCUUAACAGUGACUAUGAGUGGACUGAAGAUGGAGAACACUGACUGGUAUUGGUGUAGAGUUGGAAAACUAGAGAUGCCUGUUCACAUCACUGUCUGUCAACAAACUGCAACACAGAGAACCUCUAAGAUGACCUCAACAACCCAAGAUCCAACCCCUCCACAACCCUCUGCCUCUCCAACUGCUGAGCCUGUUCAGACUGACAACACAAGUCAAGGAGCUGAGGGGAACAUGGAGGAAGUCCACCAGAGGUCCGUGAAAGUCCUACUCAUCUCUAUGGGCAUGUUGGUGGUGGUGACAGCUGGUAUCCUAGUAACAUGGAAGAUGUGGAGAAGGCCUAAGGACAAUAAGGCCAAGGACCAGACAACUAACAACUCAGUGUCUGCUGACCCUGAGCAGGACAUUACAUACAGCACAGUGACCCACACCAGAGAAACAGCACAGCAGGAUCCAUUUCCUGAAGCUGAGGAUGAUGUCACAUACAGCACUGUCAUCCUCCAGCACAAGGCCCAACUAAAAGGACAGACAAAGUCAGCAGAACCAGAUGAUAAUGUGGUCUACAGCUCACUAGCUCUACAGGUGACCAAACAGCAGAGGGAAGCAGCACAACAGUGA
This is a messenger RNA of Oncorhynchus masou masou (cherry salmon), 798 nucleotides long. RefSeq lists its product as uncharacterized. Bases 79 to 798 code for a protein of 239 amino acids. The transcript has 8 exons. The record is from RefSeq and is a predicted model, not a curated record. Lineage: Eukaryota; Metazoa; Chordata; Actinopteri; Salmoniformes; Salmonidae.